Messenger RNA from Carassius auratus (goldfish), 2580 nucleotides. It is a transcript of the gene usta, whose product is annotated as uronyl 2-sulfotransferase a. Bases 383 to 1618 code for a protein of 411 amino acids. Gene Ontology annotation, cellular component: membrane. NCBI's taxonomy places the organism in Eukaryota, Metazoa, Chordata, Actinopteri, Cypriniformes, Cyprinidae. Gene Ontology annotation, molecular function: sulfotransferase activity. The transcript is spliced from 8 exons. The record is from RefSeq and is a predicted model, not a curated record.
UUGCAGCUAAGUGUGUGUGUUGUAGGCCUAUGAGUUUUUCUCUGAGUCUUUCCCGCGUCUUCCGCGUGGUGGUGCUCAGCUGCACACGGCAGCGCGUGAGUGAGUGUGAGUCCAUCCUCCGGUUGAACUUUUUCCUCCAAAUUCAGUAAUCUGACACCGACACUAACCCCAAAAAGCAGAGGAUGGAUUCCCAACUUCAUUCGAAAUAAUAGCUCAGCCAGAGCAGACGAGAAAACACGACCGAGCUGGGGGCGAACAUCUGAACGCGCGUGCAGUAGUCUGUGAAGUGACUUUAGCUUUUGUUUAAAUGUUGACUAAAAAGUUUUUAUCUAAAGAGGCGGAUGGGUGACGACCAUUCUCGGCGCUUCCAUGUGAGGAGACGAUGAAGAAUUACAGCAGCAGUCCCCGUCUAAACAACCACAGCGCGAGUCACAGCACGGGUCACAGCGCGGGUCGGAACAGCAGGAACAGAUUCUGGUUGUCGGCUCUCGGGCUUCGCUUCUCUCUGCGCGAUUAUGGUUUCUGCAUGGCCACACUGCUGCUCUUCUGUCUCGGCUCACUGUUUUACCAGCUGAACGGAGGACCCCCUAAAGUUCUGCUGGAGAUCAGGCAGUAUCUCGGAGAAUCCACUUUUGUUGACGACCACGGGCCUCCUACACCAAGGGAGCUGCCAUUCCCAAGUCAGGUGAUCUACAACAGGGUUGGCAAGUGUGGAAGUCGAACGGUCGUCCUGCUGCUGAGGAUUCUGGCAGAAAAGCAUCAGUUUAACCUGGUUUCCUCUGACAUCCAUAACAAAACAAGACUCACAAAGCAUGAGCAGGUGGAUUUGAUGAGAAAUAUUAGCACUAUUCCGCAGCCUUUUCUGUACACCAGACAUGUUCACUUUCUAAAUUUCACAAGAUUUAGGAUAGAACAGCCUGUCUACAUAAACAUCAUCAGGGAUCCCAUUAACCGUUUCCUCUCCAAUUACUUUUUUCGUCGUUUUGGGGACUGGAGAGGAGAGCAGAAUCACUUGAUCCGCACACCCCAGAUGAAAGAUGACGAGAGAUAUCUGGACAUUAAUGUUUGCAUCAUGGAGAACUACCCAGAGUGCUCUAACCCGCGUCUCUUCUACAUCGUUCCAUACUUUUGUGGACAACACCCUCAGUGCAGGGAGCCAGGUGUUUGGGCUGUGGAGAGGGCCAAACAAAACGUUAUAGAGAACUUCCUACUGGUGGGAAUUCUGGAAGAGUUGGAGGACGUGUUGCUCCUUCUGGAGAGACUCCUACCUCACUACUUCAGUGAUGUCCUAAACAUCUACAAGAGUCCAGAAUUUUGGAAGAUGGGGAACCUUACAGGCACAGUGAAGAAGCACAUGCCCACUCUAGAGGCCCUGCAGGUGCUUUACCAAAGGAUGAAGUAUGAGUAUGACUUUUACAAUUUCAUUCGUGACCAGUUCCAUCUCACCAAGAAGAAGAUCGGCCUCAAAUCCACCUCCCAGAACUCUGUUCAUGAGCCUGACUUUCUCCGUGAGCUUGCCCUCAGGACCCAUGAGCCUUUGGAGGAGGAGGAGGAAGAGGACGAAGAAGAGGAGGACGUGGGGCAAGAAGAUGCCAACAUCUGGUUUGUUCAGCCCUGAGUAGUAGGCAUGGCAGAUAUCUCAUAAGCUUGAUGUCUAUGUCCAGUCAGGAGGUAGAGUCAAAGUCCCAGGUUAAAAUUGGGUGUGUAACCCCUGUUUUUAACGGGAUGGCCCUUCAAGACACUCUCAAGAGGAGAAGGGGGUCACAGAAGCGUCUGAAGAAUUAUUGGAGGCGAGUGAGGAUCACAACAAAGUGCCAAGGAUUACUCCAUUAAGCCCACCAUAAACAGCUCAAACACACUAAUCAGAUCCCAUCAUCUCAUCCUCACUCGCGUCCUCCUCUGGUUCCAAAAACCUGCUGCAACUCUGUGCCAGAAUUUCAGUGCUCAUCUUUUUGAAAGGAUCAUUUUAUAUUGUACAUGUAAGGUGUUGUACAAUGAAUCAAAAACGUUUGAAUGCAUGGUAGAUGUCCCAUGCAGCACACUGUUCAUCUAAAAUGUUUGAUGCGUAUGUUAAACAUUUUCUCGCUUUGUCAGUGUGUCAUCUGUUGUGUUCAGUCAUUGCGUAAAAUUGGGCCCUUGAGUUCCAAUUUGGUACACAAUGUGCUUAGAACACUUAAAAGUAAUAGUUCACACGAAAAUGUAAAUUGUAAUGAUGUUUUUGUUAGCAGCAAUACAAUUUUAUCCCACCCUGGAUUGUUUUACAUUGUAUAGUAUAAAACUACUGGGAUAUCAAACGAUACCUUGCUAGUUAAAGGUAAGCUAUUCAAAGUUCACCAGUGCUUGACUGUGACAAUGUUUUAUACCAUACUCAUCUGUCAAUGCCUAAUAGUUUGGGCAGGAUCACAAGCUAAAACAAGAAGACAGUAAUAUUAAACUGAAUGAAUAUACUCAUGAUCAAUAAAACUGCCACACAUAUUGAAAAACAAGGAAAAACACACGGAAAAACAACUGACUGCAGGACAAAAAUAUUCUUGAAUGUGAAAGCAUGAAUUUGUACAUUGCAUUUUAAACCCAGUUCAU